AUGUCCAGCCAACAGCAAUUCAAUCCUUCCCGGAGCCCUACAGCAAAGAGCCCACAGGGGCACCACCACUCGUCCUCUUCAGAUUUUGGCGACUUCCACUCUGCACCGGUUUCAAAGCCAGGUGAUAUCUUCUUUGAUCCUCCGGCUAGCUGCUCAACGCGUGGCCUACACCUCACGGACACUGAUUUGUUGGGAUCCUUCGAAGAUGUAGACCCAAUGCCGACGAACCGUCCAGCACCUCCUACAUCUCGGGCACCCCCGUUGCUUGACUUCGGUCGCGACUUAUUGACAGAGGAGCCGGAAUCCACUACCGCCAGCAUGGUCUCUCCGUCAGACUCGAGAAAUCUAUCACAUCGCACAUCUAAAUCGUCGCUGGAGUCAUCGCCAUCCAGAUCAAGAUUCCUCAUAAAUGCGCCGUUUCCCGGCCCAUCUUCCCCACCUCGAGUAUCAGAGAGCGGCUCUGAGAUUCUGUUUCAUGCACCUUCCUCCAUGGAUGAAGCGGCAACUCAGUUCCGACGCCUCCGUCGCCUGUCAAACGACGACUUCAACCGGACCAAGUCGGCCCCCCACCCAGGCAAUGGGGUGCCUCACACGCAGCACUCUCUGCUAGAUGCGCUGGCUACCACGAAAGUGGCCUCGCGGUGGAAACGAUCGGUGCUCAACCCUUUGCGGUCGGAGCCGGAGCCUCCGAGCAAGACGGCCGUGCCCAUUGAUGUCAAUCACAGCUCGCCCUUCGCCUCCGUGGAUCAAAUUGCUGGUCGAAACUAUGUUGCGCCCUCUGGCGCGCCAGGAUUUCGACCUGUGUCCGAGUCGUCACACAAGGCCAAUGAUGAGGACGAAUGGGCUUCCACAACGCUGGAGGGGCGGCGCGAUACAACGGAGCCGGUUCUCAGUAUCCAGCAAGCCCACUUCGCCCACUCUUGCCUGCCCGCCAAAGGUUGUCAGACUCGUGGCGCCUGCUUUCACGGCGCUUCUCUCUCUACACUGUACAGACUGGUCGAGGUCUACGCCCGAACCCAUCGGACAACUGGGAAUCUGCUAGCAGUAAAGGACUCAGAGGGUCAUGUUUUCGGAGUCUUCCUCAAUGAACCCAUCCUCAAACGCGAGGGAACAUACUACGGCAGCGGGGAAUCGGGAACUUCCUACGGUCUGCUCCUGGAUUCUACGUUCAGCCGAAACUCUUCCGCAACCUCGCCUGCCUUUCAGAACGAGGUAUUAUGUGGGGGCUCAGGCUCGGACCUCACUGAGAAAGCCCAGCCUUUCGACUGCCUGGGACUGGAGGUCUGGGCAACAUCAUAG
Molecule: messenger RNA, 1299 nt
Organism: Trichosporon asahii var. asahii CBS 2479
Lineage: Eukaryota; Fungi; Basidiomycota; Tremellomycetes; Trichosporonales; Trichosporonaceae
Exons: 4
Coding region: 1-1299 (432 amino acids)
Source: RefSeq, a predicted model, not a curated record